UCUUCAUACUUUUUCAUUGUGUUUUCUAUCGUGUUCAUUCGAAAAAUCCAUGAAAAUCUAAAAACAUUUAUUCCGAUUUUUCGCCUUUAUCUUUUAUUAUUUACUUAAUUCCAGUAGAGUGUAUUGUAAUUUUGAACUUUCUUUCAUUUGUUGUGUUCUACAUUUAGACAAAAAAAAAAACAACUCUACUAGUGCAAAAUAUAAAUGUGUUUGUGAUUAAAUUCUUAUUUGACUUUUCCUUUGUUACUUGUGACUCAUAUUUUUUCAAUUAAAUUCUGCACUGUUAUCAAUGCUGGAAUUGUUAUCAUUAUUGACAAACAACGUAGAACCGUACAAUAUAAAUCAAUAAAAGUCAUUCGUUGUCACAAGUGAGUGAAAAGUGCGUAGUUUGCUCCAAAAUAUUUUCGAUUCACAAACAUAUAAAUAUGUGAUUGAAAAUCAUCCAACCAAAAGAUUUUUUCUACGCAAGAGAAAUGUUGACAAUUCCAUAAUGAAAAACUGAGAAGAAAACGGUGAACAAACAAAAUUAAUGCGCACAAAAAGUGCAUCGCUCAUUCGUUCACACAAUGAACGGUAUGGUGUUGAAUUGAACAUUGAACUCUCCAGUCUAUUGUGCAAAAAGCGUACAAAAUUAAUAAUUUAGCCAAAUGGGCGGCUGUAUGAGUAGUGAAAGUCGCAGCAAUAGCAGAAUGGAAUUGAGCGAUCCCAAUUCGAAUUUAUUUCGUGUGACAAAUGUCGAUGAUAAUGGUGUUGCACAAUGGAGCGGUCAUUUGACAAUAUCACGCAAUGAAAUAACAUUAUAUCGUAAAAAUUUGGAACCGACACGAUGGCCAUUGAAGUGUUUACGACGCUAUGGUUACGAUAUUGAUUGUUUUUCGUUUGAAGUGGGACGUCGAUGUGCCACUGGCGAAGGUAUUUAUGCAUUUAAAUGCAGAGGAGCGGAAACACUUUAUCAGACACUCGAAAAUUACAUUCAAACAUCAACGGUUGGCGACGAUGUAAUGGGUCUUUUACCGAAUUCAAAUUCAAUAAUAUCACGUACGGAUGCAUCAUCACCGAUGUCAACGCUAAGCAAUCAAAAUUCAACCACAAACAAUAUGAUUGGCUCAUACAUUUUACCCAAUUCACGUUCAUCAAACACAAAUAACCUGCGCAAUGUGACCGACGAUCAACGACGCAGCUAUGAUGCAUCUGAUUCAAAUUAUCUUGAACCAAUUGCGAAUCGAGCAAUGCCACAUUUUCAUACGCUACCGGAUGGAACCAUUGUCGUCGAAGCACCAUUGUCACCUGGUUCACCAAGCAGUUUGAACAAUAUACUCGAAGUGACUUCAUUAAAUCCAUUGCCAAAUACUGGACUGAAUAAUAAUGGUGUAAGCAAUGUGUAUCUAGAAUUUGAUUUACGCGGCAAUAACACCAGUGGUCGUGAUAAUUGUGUGAAAAAACUGUCACUCGAUAUUCCACCACAAGAAUAUGCACCGACCGUCAAUUUUUCAUCGUCAAACAAUGAGAUUCAAAAUCCUCAAGUGAUAGCCAAUGAAAAUAAAUUCAAUGGUAAUCAAACAAAUCUUCCUCAUUCACUACCAGUUUCACCAACACAAUCGAAUGAUGCAUCCGAUACGAUACCUACAUACGUAAAUGUAAAUGUAACACCUGGCGAAAUAUCAAGCACAGCAUCAACGCCAAAAGUUUUACUCAACGAUUACAGACAAAAUCAAAUAUUUCGAAAUAAUGCUAACAAUAACAAUUAUUUAGUCGAUUCAUCAAGUGCAACGCAUUGCUAUGAAAAUCUUGAACCAAAUGAAGUGCGACCGAUUUUAUUACGAAAUCGUCGUUUGUCACGUACGGAAAUGUUGGCCAAAGCUGACAGUCUUAUCAAUUCACCAACUACAAUAAAUGAAAAUAUUUCGGAACCAUCGACACCAAACAACGGAAGUGUUAACUACAUCGUACUUGAUUUGGAUCAAAGCCAUUCACAGACCACCAUAUCAUCUGCAACAGCAACAGCUUCAAAUUUGCAUGCCAAUACAGAUACUGCGUUGAGUUCACAAUCAUCGCCGAUUAAAAAUGCAAACGCUACUAUAUCAUAUACAAUGAGCCCAUCGGUUAGUGCAAGUACUCAUUCAGUGUUAUCAUUGAUGCUACCGGAUAGUCCUCAGCGCAAAGAAUUUGACUAUGUCACUAUUGAUUUUAAUAAGACACAUGCGUUGUCCAAUUCCAUUGCACCAUCGACAACAACCGAAUGCGAAGGAUUACGUAAAACACGACAUAGUUCUAAUGUUUUGCCCAAUGUUCCGCCUGCAGUUGCAGCAACAAACACAGCAUCGUCGCACAGCAAUUCGGUUAGCGAUUAAAUUGUAUGAAAAUGAUUCAAAAUUGCAAUAAAAAACAAAACCAAAAUGUAGAACAACAAAUGAUUCAUACGUAAGUCCAUAACAGUUAUGGAAGUCAUAAAUUGAGAGGCAAAAAAAGAAAUUAUUUUAUAAAUUCCAAAUUCAAUUAACUUUUGUAUGAGGAACAAUAUCGCACAGUAGGUGUGUGAACAAUUUCCCGUUCGAAUUUAUGUAAAUAAUUGGUAAUGGAUUUCUGAAGGAAACUCUCCGAGAUAUACAUUUUACAAAUUAAUAUUUCAUUUUAUACGGAGAAUUCCACAAGAGACUUCCACAGUAAUAGACGAAACAUAACAACAACAAACAAACAAAAAAUCGAAGAAAGAGUGUUAAAAUUUUAAUGACAAUAUUUUUUAUUGAAUCCGAAUUGAUAACAACAAAUACUCUUACUAAAACACGAAUCAGUCUUUUCUUUUGCCAAAGAUAUUCAAUUUUUAAAUGAUGAAACGAAACCAAAUACUCAAAUCGAAAAUAUGGCGAUUUUUGAAGACAUUUAAUUUAACAAAGACAUUAAUUUUAAGGAAUUAUGAAUUCGAAACAAAUUGAUACAUCGAACAAACUAAACAUCAAAACCAUAUUUGUUUUAGAAUGAGAGAAAAAAAAAUCAUAUAAAAAAUUAUUUCAAUGUUGUAUUCAUUUUAAAAGACUUUGUUUUAUAUAAUUCGGUUGAACAGACAAUUGAAAAAAUCAAUAUUUGAUGUAGUUUAAUUUUGAAUAGAAAUGAUUUUAUCAUGCUUUAAGCAGCUGUGUGAAUUGAUCAACAUCAGUCAUUUGAAUACUGAAAACUGUUACAAAUUAUAGUCAACUUAUAUCUAAGGCCCAAAGAAGCUCAUUUAUGGCUUUUAAAUAUUAUAUCCUUAUUAAGAGGCAGCUAAAUUUUCUAAGAAAAAAUGAAUAAGCCAAAGACAAGAGUCGAAAAACUCCAUAAAAAAACCAAUGAAAGCUUUGAACAUUUUGGAUACAAAUAGAUUUACCACUCGCGAAUAUUUUAAUAUGUGCGCGUAAUUUUCAGCAAUGAUUUUAUUUUUUUUUCAAAUCAAAGACAUCACACCAAAAUUUUACACUGGCACUAAACUGAAAUGAUUCGCCACUAACUGUUGGCGUUGAUUUGAAAAGAAUACACUGAAUUGUACGGUCUAUGUGAUUUGUCGCAAACAUAAAUUAUCUAUUGUAAAUACCAAAGAAUUAUUUAUUAAUCAAACUGAAAUAAUAAUAUAUGCGCAGCUAUAAUUUUAGGAAUAAAAUAAAAAAGAAUAAAAUAA
This is a messenger RNA of Contarinia nasturtii (swede midge), 3649 nucleotides long. RefSeq names its product fibroblast growth factor receptor substrate 2. The record is from RefSeq and is a predicted model, not a curated record. Gene Ontology annotation, cellular component: cytoplasm. NCBI's taxonomy places the organism in Eukaryota, Metazoa, Arthropoda, Insecta, Diptera, Cecidomyiidae. Gene Ontology annotation, biological process: cell surface receptor protein tyrosine kinase signaling pathway. The coding region runs from base 648 to 2351 and encodes 567 amino acids. The transcript is spliced from 2 exons.